AUGUGCGUUGAACAUGAGGAUGAUCACUUGACUGAUCAUGCUUGGGUGGCAGCGAGACUCCGAGAAGACCUUGGCGAACACCACUUUGAGUUUCUCAAUGGAGACAUACCAAUACGAAUGGGCGAUGAUGAAACCACAGCAGGCGAAAACAUAGACGAUGAUCAAGACCGGUACGGCUAUUUGGGAGAGCCUUCCGACGUUCGCCAGUACCAAGAACUGCUCGACGGCCUUAUCGACGUGGUACAGAGUCAGGGACCCUUCGAUGGUAUCAUGGGGUUCUCUGAGGGCGGCAUCAUCGCUGCGACUCUGCUCGUCGAAGACUCUCGGCGGCCGUUUGCAAACUUUAAAUGCGGUAUCUUCUUCAGCGCAGCACCGCCGCUGGAUCCAGACGACCUCGCGGCCGGCAUCGUGAGGAGUCUGGAUCCCGCCAAGGACGCAGUCUCGAUAUUCAUUCCCACGGCACAUGUCUACUCGCACGAGAGCACGACUCGCACCGACGUGCAGUCGCCCCUGCAGAAAGUCUGGGCCGAAAUUGGGUGGAGCACGCCCGAGCAGGUGCAUAGUUCCCUUGCGCGUCUAUGUGACAACCGCCAGGUGUUCGUGCAUGAUCAGGGGCACCAAGUGCCUGGACAGAGGGACCAGCAGGCCUUACGAGGGACGCUUCGGGUAAUUGAUCGCACAAUCAAGACGGCAGAAGAUUGA
This is a messenger RNA of Colletotrichum karsti, 702 nucleotides long. RefSeq lists its product as uncharacterized. The transcript has 2 exons. Lineage: Eukaryota; Fungi; Ascomycota; Sordariomycetes; Glomerellales; Glomerellaceae. Bases 1 to 702 code for a protein of 233 amino acids. Gene Ontology annotation, cellular component: nucleus; cytoplasm. The record is from RefSeq and is a predicted model, not a curated record.